AAGUAGAUUUGUAAUCUAUACAAAAUGGCGGCAUUAAGCAGUUCGUUCAGUGACGGGUCUGAUAUUUUGUACGACUAUGCGUGUGCUCCUUGCGCUACUGAGUGCAAAAAUGUCGAAGCAGAUAAGUUCUGUGUGGAUUGUAAUCAUUUGUUAUGUUCCGUUUGUAUUGGACAUCAUAAUAAAUUUGAUUUUAUGAGAGGUCACCAGAUGUUAGACAAAACUGCAAGUAAUGGUUCCCGAGGAAAAGAGAAAACCGACAUGCCAACUAUGAGGUGUUCAAAACAUGACGGAAAAAUAAUAGAUAUGUUCUGUAAAAGUCACGACGAACCAUGUUGUAUAGUGUGUGCCUCGGUAUACCACAGCACGUGCCCAGAUAAAGAUUAUCUUCCUAACGUAGCAAAAACUAAUAUGAAUAUAAAAGAAUGGCAAAGUAUGAAAACAUCAGCACAAAAGUUUAAAACAAGGCUACAAAAAUCAAAGGAAAAAAGAGAGAGCAAUUUAGAAAGUAUAUCAAACCAAAUGUCAGUUAUUCUUGUCAAAAUUAAAGAAAAGCGCAACAUGAUCAAUGACAAAUUUAAUGCUUUAGAGAAUGAUAUCAAAGCUAAAGUUGAUAUGAAGUUAAUCGAGUAUUCUAGUGAGCUGACGGAAGAAAUUGAAAAAUUGAAUGAAUACAUUAAUAUCAUAGAUGGAUACGAGGAAACGAUGGCCUGUACAGAAGAAAAUAAAUCCGAUAACUACAUCAGAAUUAAACAACUUCAACAUCAGCUUAAGUCUGGAACAAAACUUCUUGCAAAUUUAUGUCAACCCAACAAAAGUAUUCAUUUUUUUGAAACAUGUAACAUGUCAGAGAUUUUCGAAAUGCUUGAAAAAGUUUCAUUCGGACAUAUUUCUGGAAGUGGCGCCGUUGAAUCAGUCGUGGUAGAGGCAGAUGUUAACAUAAAAUCUAGAGAUGAUACAACCGUUUGUUGUAUUUCCGACAGUUGUUUAAUGGAAAACGGAGAAGUAAUUUUGUCUGAUCAGAAUAAUCGGAAUAUUAAGAAGCUUGAUUGUUCCUUUCAGCUGAAAGAAUGGAUAGCUUUACCAGGCAAGCCAUGUGCUGUGUGUCCGACAGGUGGCUCAGAAAUUGCAGUUUCUUUACUUAACAAAAAGACGAUACAGUUUGUGUCAACCGGAAGUCCUAUGGCUACAUUAAGCUCAAUUAGAAUCGGAGAAUCUUGCCGAGGAAUAGUUUAUAUUGACAGUAAACUGUACUUAUCAUGUGGCGGCAUGACUAAAUAUCAGGACGGUCCUGGUGAAAUAAGAGUGUAUGAAAAAUCUGGCACAUUUAUACGUAAAUUUGACACUGGUGUAAAAGUUCCUAAACGAAUGGCUUUAAGCUCAGAUAAAAUACCAGUCGACGUCUUUAUUGCAGAUGAAGAAAACGGUGUUCUGUGUAUAGAUACCAGUGACCAACCACACUCUGUAAGAACAAUAUGUCAAUAUCAAGACCUGUUAGCUCCUGUUGGACUUUGCUAUAUGGGGAAGGGACAGAUUGCUGUGUGUGGAUAUGACUCCAACAAUAUAAUGCUUAUCUCUAAAUCUGGUGUCUUAAUGAAAGAACUGUGGUCAAAAACUCACGGUGUUGUUAAACCAAAGACUACCUGUCUUGAUCAUACAGGAUACAAAAUGUUAGUUGGUAUAACUGACACCGAUCAUAUCAAAGUUGGUCAUUUAAUACGAAGCUAGAUAACUCGGGGCGUCUUUGACCGAGUGGUUAAGGUCUUCAACCACUUGCCCCUCACCACUGUGGACUGGAAUCCAGCAAGGGACAUUGGUUUUUUACUGUGAGGAAACUUUCCAACUUGAUUACGGAAUGUCGAUGGUUCAACUUUGGUGCUCUUGCCUGAAAUAAUUUACAGAGGGGUACCUGAGGUCUUGCUCACCCAGGCUAUAUGACUUCUGCUGUGUUGGUACAACGUAAAAAAUAAAUAUCAGCUGUUACCAGCACCAGUGAUGGUGUUUUGUAAAACUGUUGUUGUAAAUAUAUCUUAUGUAUAAUAUAUAAUAACAUGAAAAAAUAAAGUGGAUCAAACACUAUAUCUGAAGUAAAACAAAAUAAGACUGAAGAAAUCCACACUUUGUUUGGCUUUGAUACAGAGAAUGUACAAGCAAAGGAACGAAAAUCAUUCCUACAAUUAUGGUUUAUCGUGACACACUUCAUUCUUACACAGUUGUAGUUUAUAAAUCAUGAACACUAUACUUUUUGCCGUAUCCUACUAUUACUUAGAUAUAUAUUUAGAACAAUGAUAUCAAAGUAAAAAGUGUAAAGUGUGAAGGCUACAUCGUGCUUUGAAUAAUAUUAAAAUUUAACAAGCUCGCUUAACCGUGAUUUGUAAAAUGUUUAUGUAAAAUAAUGUAUAAUAUGUAAAUAUAAAAUAUGUAAAAUGUAAUGACAUUUGUGCAAGAUUACUUGGAUAGUAAAUUUAUCCUUUAGA
Ruditapes philippinarum (Manila clam) is the source of this 2474-nucleotide messenger RNA. RefSeq lists its product as uncharacterized. NCBI's taxonomy places the organism in Eukaryota, Metazoa, Mollusca, Bivalvia, Venerida, Veneridae. Gene Ontology annotation, cellular component: chromatin; nucleoplasm. The record is from RefSeq and is a predicted model, not a curated record. Gene Ontology annotation, molecular function: zinc ion binding; ubiquitin-protein transferase activity. The transcript has 2 exons. Bases 25 to 1725 code for a protein of 566 amino acids. Gene Ontology annotation, biological process: positive regulation of DNA-templated transcription.